Messenger RNA from Copidosoma floridanum, 2395 nucleotides. RefSeq lists its product as uncharacterized. Gene Ontology annotation, cellular component: membrane. The record is from RefSeq and is a predicted model, not a curated record. Lineage: Eukaryota; Metazoa; Arthropoda; Insecta; Hymenoptera; Encyrtidae.
CCGUGUCUUGGUGUCGUAUCAGUAUACACUUGCUUCCCACAUCGGUACAACAUAAAUAAUAUUAUAAGCACGCUUUUCCUCGCGAAAGCUCCGGCGAGCUGAUAGUGUAAAAAAAGAGCGAGAAAAUUAGUUGGCGGUGGUGGUGGUGGGUACAAAAAUACAUGUGGACAGGUGUCCUCGGGCAGGAGGAGCGAUGACGAGGAUGAGGCUCAAGGGACGGCCGAGCGGGGCCAUCGCGCUGCUCCAGCUGCUCGUGGCCCUGACGAUGGCCGGCCUACUACUCGACGUCGGCACAGCUGAACUCGAGUUCUUCCAAGGCGAUAGGGAGCCGAAGCUGCCCGACGUGAGCGUGCAGCGCCUCAUGCGCUACCUCGAGUCCAAGCGACACACCCUUCACCACCAGCAGCCCCAGCACGUCUUCCCGGCCGUGGCGCCAGGCCCACCCCAACCAGCGGCCCACCCGCAGCUCGAGCAGCUCGAGCGUCUCGCCGAGCUGCAGGAGGAGGCACGCCGGGAACACCACCUGAAGCAACUCCACCAGCAGCACCUCCUCGAGCUGGCCCGGCAAAAGGAACGGGGCCUCCUCAGGGACGACCUACCCGAGCGGCCCAACGUCCUCGACGUCCUGCAGCGCCAAGCCGUCGAUCCCCUCGUCUAUGUCCACGAGCUCGACAAACAGAGGCUCCUGCCCUACCUCGGCCUCGACUACGAGCCCCGGCCCAGGACCAAGCCCUACUCCGUCGAGGACCAAGCCAGGGCGCGUGUGCUCGCGGUGCCCGUGAACAAGAACAACCCGCUGCUCGACUACCCGGAGACCCAUUACGAGGACACGGGCAGCCGGCAGGGGCUCCAUCGCGGGCACCACCGCGACCCCGACAACAGGCACCGGUCGAGGGUGCACGAUGAGCGGCCCUUAGCCGUCGGGCCCGACGACCCCCGGUACUUUAUCCACGAGGACGAGGACGACACUCCCUACGAGCCUGUCGGCCAUCGCCAAGGGCACCAUCACCACGGCGGCGAGCAGCCGGUGAUACCCGAGCACCACGACACCGCCAACGGGCACCACAAGAAGGUGGAGGAGGUGGAGCCGGUCCACGUGGCGGUCGAAGCGAGCACGCCGGAGAUGCCACUUUUGGACGAGAGCAAGCGCGACCAGCGGUACCACCAGCCAAACUUGGAUCCUGGACUUCAGAGACGGGCCGAGCAGUACGACGAUCCCGCGAUCAGCGCUAUCUACAAGCUCAACAACGCCAGUGGCGGCAACGACGUAUAUCUCAUUGCCGUGGUGGCGGGCUGCAGCGCUGCCAUAAUGUUCGCCGUGGUGCUGAUCAGCCUGACCUGGUGCAGGAUGUUGCGAGAGGCAAAGGCUGCCGCGGACGUGGAGUAUCCGGCUUACGGGGUGACGGGUCCGAACAAGGACGCGUCGCCCUCGGGUGACCAGAGGCUCGCCCAGUCCGCGCAGAUGUACCACUUCCAGCACCAAAAGCAGCAGAUCAUCGCCAUGGAAAAAGCGUCGGCUGUUCGUGACGCUGGUUCGGUGUCCGAGGCUGAGAGCGACGACGAGAACGAGGAGGGAGACUACACGGUCUACGAGUGCCCCGGGCUCGCGACGACUGCAGAGAUGGAGGUGAAGAACCCGCUGUUCGACGAUGACCUGACACCCGCCAACCAAGCCAAAGCCAGGCGAAACGGCGACGUUUAGAAUGUACCUGCAGUGUAUAUGCGCGAAGGAUGCUUGGGUCGGUGAAAAAUAAUGUUCGACUCGAUUGCAGCGGGGAAAUGCAGAAUUUUCAUAUUUCUCGGGAAUUUGUGCGUCACCUGACGCGUUUUGGUUGUUUCGUUUCAAAUUACUGUGCGAACAUUCGGUGUUCGCGAAUCGGUUUCAAAAGUUCACUCUUGAGAUCGCAUGAUGGAAAAUUUUAACUUGUACAUAAUAUAUAUGCAAAACAAGCCAACGAACAACAAAAAGAAAAAAAAAGAAAAAAAGGGAGUUACACAUGGGCCGAGAAAAUUUGAGAGUUAUUUUUGUAAGAACAAGAGAGAUCAGUGACGAAAACUGUACUAAUCCAAAAAUGAUGUAAUAUGUACCUUACACAAAUUAUCACUGGGUAUGCAUUUCUUUAACCAUACAAAUAUAUAUAAUUAUGUAUGUGUGUGCGCGCGCGCGCGCUUGUGCGUCAACUAUAAAUGUGAAGGGCGUGUAGUAUAGGAAAUUGUUUUGGCCAUCCAAAGAGUUUAUUUUAACUUUGUCGUUAGAACCGUACAAUUACUAAUCGUGCUUUGUUCGGCAACCUAUUGUUACAUUAGUUGCAUGUGAGUAUAGACAUAUUAUAUGGAUAUCGUACGAAUAUAUACUGUACAAGAAAAAAUUUAUCAAUGGAUAGAUUAUAUAAUA